Molecule: messenger RNA, 905 nt
Organism: Papaver somniferum (opium poppy)
Lineage: Eukaryota; Viridiplantae; Streptophyta; Magnoliopsida; Ranunculales; Papaveraceae
Exons: 2
Coding region: 368-682 (104 amino acids)
Source: RefSeq, a predicted model, not a curated record
CCGUGGUGUGUUGUCGUUGAGUGGAUACAUUCUAGUCAUUGACUUUGCAGAUUCAUCCUUGUUGAGCUCUAUGUUUUUCUAUAACACCGCGAUAGAUCAUUUAUUUCUCAUUACUUCACCCGAUAUAAGUAGAUCUGAUAUCUCAUAGUGUUCUUGGAUACUAAACAAGCUUAUUUUCUCUUGUUCUCACUCUUUGCUCUUCCAAUUCAUCCUGCCCAGAUCUUUCUUGUUAGCACUACGCUAAUGUCAUUUUUUAGUGAUCCAGAAUUAUAUCUCGUAUGGGGACGCACCAUGGGUUUGAAGUUUCAUAUAUUCAAGAUUCAGGCGGAAUUCGGUUCACCUCUUACAUCAAAGUACUUUCACACCCAUGAGAUAUGGUAUACAUGCUAGUCCACAGCAGGGAAAUGAUUCUGCUGCAAGUGCAAAGAUGGAUCGUGUAUCUAUAAAUGAUCCAGAUGUAGAGAAGGCUGACAAACUGCAAUCUCUUCAGAAGAAAGUAUCAGAUCUACUCGAGCAACUGAACCAGGAGAAGAACGAUAAGCAGGUUCUUGAGAAAAAAGUAUCAGAUCUGAUUGAGCAAUUCAACCAGGAUAAGCAAGCUUUGGAGAAACAAGUCAAUGAGUUAACGUUGAAACUUGAAGAGUGCUGUAGUGGUGCUAAAGGUGGAUCGGCUGAUGAGUAGUAGAUCAUGUUGAUUCAAAUCGACCAUUUGGAAAAUUGGAGUACUUGUUUUGCUCAUUAGCUUUGAAAAAACGCAGGAAAAGCCCAAGCCACCUUUGCUAAUCUGUUUCAAAAGCCCAGGCUACCUUUGCUAAUUUGCUUUUGUUAUGUUGUAUGGUUACUUGUAAGUUGUAAUAUCCAUGUUUCAAAAAAAAAAAAAAGAAGGUUUGUUUGUUGUUUCACUA